Limulus polyphemus (Atlantic horseshoe crab) is the source of this 7142-nucleotide messenger RNA. RefSeq names its product serine/threonine-protein phosphatase 6 regulatory ankyrin repeat subunit A-like. Lineage: Eukaryota; Metazoa; Arthropoda; Merostomata; Xiphosura; Limulidae. The coding region runs from base 5036 to 6358 and encodes 440 amino acids. The transcript is spliced from 8 exons. The record is from RefSeq and is a predicted model, not a curated record. Gene Ontology annotation, biological process: intracellular signal transduction. Gene Ontology annotation, molecular function: protein dimerization activity.
AAUGUAACAAUGAAAAAUAUAAGGAGAAUUUAAACAUUCCAAUGAUAUGAUAUAUUCAUUAUACUAACUUGAAAUUAAAACAUCUGUUAAACAUUUUAGUAAUAUUUAGAACAGGCAAAUUGUACACUCCUGUCCUUAUAAACACUAUACCAUAGGAUUAUCACCUGCAUAAUAUGACCAUCUACAUACAUAGUACACUGUCAUAUUUUGCACCUUGCAUCUUACUAAGGCUAGAAGAGGUAAGAUACCUUCUGGAAAUGGUGACAUUUUACCCCUUGCUAAGCAUGCCUUAAUAUGCUUAUGCAUUUUGAUUGGUCCCAAAUACAAUUGUGAGCUGAAAUGCUGUAACACUGUGAAAUUUCCACAGCAGCUGAAAAUGUCAGUCAUUAGAAAUAUUCUAGGAAAUCUUGGCCAUCCUUUGGGCAUGUUCCUAUUUCCUACCUGUUCUUGUUGAUCACUUGGUUAUGAUCCACACCAAGAAUUUUACAGUUGUUUCCUAUACCAUCAUCAGGAUGGGACUUGCUCCAGGGACUUUUGCUUUUGCAUGUUGGAUUUGCUGUCUUGGUACCAUUCACAUUGGGUUUGUCUGACAGCCUGUUAUGUCCUGGGAGAUUUGAACUUGGUAGUGGAUCGAAUCUUCAGACCUGAGAAUAUUCCUCCAUUAUUCACAUAUUUCAUUGGAUUUGUUUUCAGUGGGGCAUGUCAAUGAUUGAUGCCUUUGCCACUCCUGUGGUCUCUCACCCAGUGGCUCUCACUAUGGAUGUCAUCGGCCAGGACUGGUUUAAUCUUUUUCUGUAUGUACACCCUCCUCUUCAUUUACUCCCAGAUGUCUUGAAAUUUAUUUCUUGUUGAGUCACGUUGUAGCAUGUUUUGCACUGCUGAUGCAUUCACUGUUCUCUAUCAUUGGGCUGUAUUACUGUUGCCACCUUUCAGCCUUCUUUACCUGGUUUUAUCUUUUCUUCCUUUGUUUUACUGGAACAUUAAUGUUUUAUAUGCUCUUACUCGGGCCCUGUUUGACCUCUAGGCCACUUGCUCCUAUUACCAUCCCUCUCUUAAAAUCUGUUUCCUUCUUCUUGUUGCUAGUAGUCAUUGCAGAUCUGCACUGGAUGCCUCCUGUAUAUUGUUCACAGAUUUUCCUUGAGUUUAUUCUCUGACACUCAUUUCUUCUCAAGAUUUGAGUUGCUUGGGAGAGAGGUUGUAUCUUUUCUUCCAUAUCUCUUCCAUCGAUCCCGGCCCUUUACAAUUAUACUGACCAUAGUUCUAGUUUUUGUCCACUUCAGGUAGUCAGGUGUUACUUGGCACAUACAGCUCCAUUUUGAGGCAAAUAAUUAUUUUCAGAAAUUUCACAAUACUAGUAGUAAUGGAAUUAAUUAAAAUGACUAGUUUCUUUUAAGUAACAGAUUUCCAUGUGGAUAGGACAGUCUGUGAGAUAUAAACAACAAAGCAGGUGUGGGAUCAGUUCAAUGGGAAAAGGGAAUGGGUUGUUUAUAGUUAAGUGGAGUAGGGCACUAGGUGUUGCAAGUGCUACUAAUUAUACUGUAAGGGCAACUUUAAACUAUGAUUAUACAGUGGAGAGAGCCAGAAUAAUGAAAAAAAAAUGUAGAGAAGAAUAUAGUGUAGGAACAAAUUGCAAAAGUAAUUUUAAUGGUAGGAUAAACUGUUUAUUAUUGUAAUGCUAAAUGUAUAUAAAAUAAAAUGGACAACUGUAGAACAGAUAGGAAUAUAGGAUUUUAAUUUAGUGAGACUAAUUGAAACAUGGUUAAAUACAGACAAUUUUCAUAACAGUAAUUGCUUUGAAUUACAGAGUACUGAAAAGAGGGAGAGGAGUGGUUUUACACAAAAAUAUGAGUUACAUCUUGGUAAACAUGAAGAUAUCAAAGCUAACAGGAAUGAAGUUGAAUCUGCUUGUGUUUCUGUUAGUGUUUAUAAGGAGAGAAGACUAUUAGAAUUUGUUACAAACCACCAGAUGAAACUGAUGAAAAACUAAUCUGAGAUUAGCUCGGCUGUAGAUGAGGCUGUGAUUAUGGGAGAUUAAUUAUAGACAUAUAGAUUAGUUUUGUUCACCAACUGGUUAGGGAACCUACUAGGAACAAUGCUAUUUUAGAUUUAUUGUUAUCUUCUAAUACAGAAAUGGUGUACAGGUUGGAGAUUGAGAACAUUUACAUGCAAGUGAUAAUUGCUGAAUUAAAUCAUGUUUUGCUUCAUACUGAAAUACAGAUUAAUGAUAUUUUAGUUCCAAUUAUUAAGAGCCAUUUCUUGAAUGGGUUUUUCAAUUAUCUGUCGUGAAUUGGGCAACUGAAUUAAUUAGAGACAUUAAUCAAAUAUGGAAGAAGUUUUAAAUCUUAAAUAUUCAAGGCAUGUUCUUCAAAGGGGGAAAAAUGGUGACUGCAAGUAAAAAACUAGGUUGGUUCACCAAUGGCAUAAAGGAAAAAAUUAAAAACUAUACAACAAAGUGGUGUUAACAGUGGUUAUACAAUGAAUUUAGUUAACACAUUGUGUAAAAAAUUGAAAGUUAUCAAUUUAAAAUCACUACAUCCACAUACUGUACCAAAUGACAACAAAAAGAAAUAAUUGAAGGUGAGCUACAUAAGAAAACCUUUUCACAAAAUUUAUAACAUACUGAACAAAGAAAUCUACAGAUCGGCCUUGUACUGUAGAAACAACCUACGAAAAAUGUUAUGUAACAGUAAAGACAGAAUAAAAAAAUAUGCCAACAGUGGUGUUUACCAAUUAAUGUGUCAAGGCUGCAAUAGUGUAUAUAUAAGUCAAACAGGACGUUCCAUAGAAAUGAAAAGUAAAGAAUAUUCUGUGAGUUAAAGAAAAUGGAUUCAACCAUUGCAUCCCACCUUAUUGAAACUAACAACCAAUUUGAUCCAGAAAAAACAACUGGAAGAUUUUACGUAUCUGUGCAAAAGGUGCUAAAUUUUUAAAAUCUUCGCAACCUACUUCAAGCAGAAACCGAGUACAAAGGUCAUAACUAGAAGAGAAUUUCCGUUAUGUCAUCUUACCAGCACAAAUCCGGUGCACAAAAGAGGCGUGAACGGGAGGCUCGGCAAGAAAGGGAGAAGGAAAUGAUCCGUGAUUGUCAGACGUUAUUUGAGGUUGGCUUCCAGCACGAUCAGCAGCAUACAGAUCCAGUACAUAGGCCUACCUUAGCAGGCUCAGUUCUGGAGAUUAUGAUCAUGACAGUAGGCUUGACAUAGAAGAUCAUCAUGAAUUGCCAACUAGGCCAGAAACACAGACAGAAGCAGAGAUGGCCCAAGAAGGCCACAAGAGCCAGCAUUCAACAGAAAACAAGCUUACAACAUAUGGGGUUGAUAUUGGAAUUUGCCCAUAAGACAUCCCAACUAAAGAAUAUAUAGAAGACAUGAUUCGGAAGGGGCCUCUGCCACACCCAAAAGAUUUCCCUAAUGAUUUUACCAGACAAAAAGUUCCAAUGUCUGUUCUCAAAGUCAGAACAUCAAAUGGCAAAAGCGAGAGAAGAGGUUGGCUUGUAUUCAGUCCUGGAAAACAGUCCUUGUAUUGCCUGCCUUGUAGGCUUUUCUCUCAUACAGUGGGCUCACAACUGCAAAGGUCACAGUCGAUCAUGGCAUCCAAACAAGGCUGGUGUACAGAACAGAAAUGGAAAAAACUGUUUGACAGGUUGCCUCAACAUGAAAACACUUCAGCACACAAGAACUGUUAUCUAGCAUGGCGUGAGUUGGAGAGGAGGUUAGAAAGUGAUACUGGGAUUGAUGUGAUGUCUCGCAAAGAAAUCAUGAGUGAGACUGAGAAAUUGUGAAAUAUACUUACGAGGAUAAUUGAUGUAGUAAUUUUUCUUGGCCAAAGAGGACUUGCUUUCCGUGGCUCAUCCCAGCGAAUUGGCGACAUUCAUAAUGGGCACUUCUUGGGGAUCAUUGAACUCUUGGCCAAUUAUGAUCCAGUUCUAGCCGAACAUGUUGCAAAGAUAUGAGCUUCGGAGUCACAUUUUGGAUGAAAUAAGAGCCGCAAAAUAUUAUUCAAUCCUGUUUGAUGCAACACUGGAUUCUAGCCAUGUGGAGCAGACAACAUUCAUCAUUCGUUAUUUGGCCAAGUAUGAUACCGAAUAUGCAGUUCAAAAACGAUUUUUAACAUUUGUUGCUUGUUGUAAGAAGACAGGGACUGAAUUUGCAAGCCUGAUUAUGGAAACACUCAAGCAUUUUGGGAUACCUAUAAUAGAUUGUCGUGGACAGGAUUAUGAUAAUGCUCUCAACAUGUCUGGCAAGUACAAUGGUACCCAACAGCACAUACUUGCUGUUAAUCCACUGUGCAUUUAUUCUCCAUGUGCUAAACUUAUGUGGAGUAGAUUCUACAUCAUGUUGCAUGGAGGCAGUUUCAUUUUUUGGAGUAGUGCAAACAGUUUACAAUCUGUUUUCUUCCAGUCCUUAGCACUGGGCUAUUCUCAAGGAGCAUGUGGGUGAAUCCAUCCACGCUUUGUCAGGUACUUGUUGGACAGACGGAGUGACAAGUGCAAGACCAUUGCAGUUCAUCUUGCUGAAAUACGACUCGCGCUGUCUCUCAACCUCACGCCAAAAACCAUUGAAGUUAGUUGCGUCAUCAAAUACGUGUCAUCCUUCAUUUGCAUCCUUAUGUCAUCGAUGUGGCUGAAGAUUCUCGUACAGAUCAAUAGGAAAAAUCAGAUCAUCCAGGCAAGAGACGCUACAGUGGAUGUAGAGGUCUCAAAUCUAGAGUCGCUCUUGACCGAUCUUGAGGAUCUACAUGGGAAAUGACAACAGAUUUUAAAUGAAGCGAAACUGGUUUCUGAGAAAAUCGAAAUUGAACCCCCAUCUCCCAUCAAAAUGGAAAGUUAAUAAAAGAGCAAGACUUAUUGUCAUUGAGGAGGAUGAUGUCAUUGAGGGGAGAAUGUCCUAGAAAAUUCUUGUGAUGGCUCAGAUGAGCCUGAAUCUGAAUUCAAACAGAAUGUCUUCUUUGUUGUCAUUAAUUUGGAGUGUCAAAGCGGUUUGAUGCUGCAAACACAAUUAAUUGAUUGUUCUGCAUUUUGUGGCAAUAUAGAAGCAUGACAGAAGAGAAACUCAAACUUGCAUGUGCAAGAUUAGUGGACAAAUACCCAGACGAUCUCUCGGAAUCCAUGCAAGAGAAAAUGGGGCACCUUAAGGCAAUACAUGCAUCAAAUUUUGGUGAAGAUAUGGGGCCAUAUCAACUUUUAAAAACAAUAAAAAGGUAUAAGUUAGAUGGCAUUUUCCCAAAUGUAUGUAUUGCACUGCAAAUAUUCUGCACAUUGCCAGUUACAGUAGCAUCUGCUGAGAGGUCUUUCAGCAAACUAAAACUCAUCAAGAGCUUCUUGAAGAGCAUGAUGACACAGGAGAGACUGAAUGACCUAGCCGUCCUUAGUAUUGAGAGCAAACUUGCGGGGAGAAUUGACUUCAGUAAAAUAAUAAAAACAUUUGCUUUAAAAAAGGUCGUGAUGGGUUCAAGUAAGUCAAGCUUAUUGGUAAUGCCUCCUGAAGUUCGUGAACUCCAUAUAGCUGUCAUGAGAAAUGAUGUAGCAGCAGUUCAGAGUUUGACAGAUAAAAAUGUUGAUGUGAAUUACCCUUGGCAAAGUGCUGAACUACCUAGCAUUAAAGAUGGAAGUACACCCCUCUGUGAAGCUGUGUCUUUGAACCACAGAUUAAUAAUAGAGGUUCUCUUGCAAGCAGGAGCAGAAGUUAAUAAACCAGACAGCUUUGGAUGCACACCCCUUCAUAAGGCAGCCUAUCAUGGCAGAGCUUUCCUAACAGAAAUGUUAAUAGCUUCAAAUGCAGAUGUCCACCUGAAAGACCACAACGUGAAUACACCGUUACACAUUUGUGUUCAAAAUGCCUUAGUUCAUAAUAACACUGAUACAGUGCGAGCACUGUUGAGGGCAAAAGCUGAGGUUAACAAUCCCAAUCGGUAUGGAAAAAUUGCUCUUCACUAUGCUGCAUUAUGGGGGUUAGGAGAAAUUACAGAAGUUUUAAUCAAGGGACAUUCAGAGAUUGACCAUAUGGACCUAAAAUGGAGAACUCCUUUAUAUUGUUGCAUUCGUGCCAUUAAUGUACUGCAGCGGAAAAGAGACACCUUUCAACAGCAUCUUCCAGCUAUUAAGGUGCUAAUCAUGUCUGGAUGUGAUCCCUUGAACCUAUCAUCAUGGCUGCGGAAAUACCAGAUACUGACACCAUCUUACCAUAUGGAUGAGGGCUUCUACAUGUGGUACAUUAGUGCUUAUCCUGAGUCCCUAAAGCACCUGUGUCGUCAAGCCAUACAACAAUAUCUUGAUUAUCAUGAUGAUAAUGCUGUCAGAAUUCGAGUAUUACCUUUACCUAAAACAUUAAUUGAUUAUUUAUCAAGGAAACUUCUCUAAGAAAAGUAUUUGUAAGCUUCUUAUAAGAUUCCAUGAAAGCUAAUCUUACUACCCAAGCUUAUUAACUGUACAGAAUUUAAUGCCAUUACAAAUUAAACUAAGGCCUUUGCUAUGUAAGCACUGUCAAAUGUCAUGCCAUCUGAUUUUUACAAUAGUUAAUUGUGAAAAGUACAAAAACCAUAAAACACUAGUUUUGUAAAUUGUUGUAUUUGUUUUUCUACAUCUUAUGACCUUAUUUGAGAAUUAUGGCCUAAUAAUUUAGAAUAUAUAAUACUUGCUAUUCUGUAUGAUAGUAUUGGUACCGUAAUUGUAAGUAUAUUUAUAAUACCUAAGAAAUUAUGAUAUAUAAAUAAAAAAAGUACUUUAUCGUUUAAUACUUUUUCUGUGAUAACCUUUAUAUGAACCAUCUUGCAGUUCAGAGUUAGGUGUCGGUACCACUUAUCUUUGUUUGUAGCUAGCUCUGUAGAUAUAUAUUACUGAAAGUUUGUUGUUAAAUAAAUAAUAAAGGUGUGUGAUGAUGUCCAUUAAAAUGAGCAAUAUAAUGAAAAUCUCAAUGUUUGUGUUUUAUUGUUAUGUUAAAUAUUUAAAUACAGAGCUUCUAUUGUCAGAUUAUCAAUUUAUCAUUAAAUUUUAAUAACAUUUGAUAUACAUUCCAAAAAAGUUUGAAAAGUUUUUUUCAUGAGGCAUUUUUAACUUUCCAGAAUAAGAACUGCCAUGUAUUGUAUCUGAAGCUAUAAGUGAGUUUGAAGUUGGUCACUACAAAUAAAACCAAAUACAAAGUGUU